AUGGUUUCUAUUAACGAUGACGACAUCAAGCAGCUUAAACAACUAGCUAGCGACUUGCUCAUGCCUGAACUAGAACGUCAGCUGCAAGAAGACCCUUCGCUUAUCCCUAACAUGAAGGCACUCUUUAUUCUCACCAUCGUGAAAAAGAGAAAGCCCAUGGCUACUUGGUACUGCUUGCUUCAAGGAAAAGGAGUGAUGCCAGUCAUUACGGACGAUGAAGACGUAAUCAAGAAUACAAUGAAGCGCAAAGUCAAGGUCGUCAAGGUUGAAGUCGAGGAUAAGAACAUGGUCAAUCUUUUAACAGGCGGGUAUGCCGUGCGCGACAAAUACAAUAGUAAACUUUCAACUCACACCCCUCAAGGAUUAAAAGCUUAUAUGACUGGCAAGAUCAAGAUCCGUGGUGAUCUUUUGCUUGCACAACAACUUGAACAAGUCUUUGAGAAAGCCAAUGGGCGUAAGCGUGCCAUGACAUUCAUUAGGGAAAAUGAGCAAUUACGCGCUGCUCUUGCUGCUCGCAAUAUCAAGGCCAAGUUGUAG
This is a messenger RNA of Lichtheimia ornata, 537 nucleotides long. RefSeq lists its product as uncharacterized. The record is from RefSeq and is a predicted model, not a curated record. NCBI's taxonomy places the organism in Eukaryota, Fungi, Mucoromycota, Mucoromycetes, Mucorales, Lichtheimiaceae. Bases 1 to 537 code for a protein of 178 amino acids. The transcript is spliced from 5 exons.